AUGGCCACUGGCAACUGGCAUCCGCAGCUAGUUGUCAGCAUGUGGAGAGCGAUAUAUGUGUUGGCCUUUUCACUGGCGCUGCGGCUGGUGGUGAUCCGCCCCUCGCUGGGCAUUCGAGUCCACUGCCGCCAUAUGGAACGCAUUCACGAGGAUCACAUACACUACUGCUGCAAACAUCCGGACGGGCACAACGAUGUCACCGAGCUGUGCGCUCAGCAAACCAAUUUUCGGCUGCCCUCCAGGAACGAGGAGGCCAUGGAGGACAUCACUGUUGACGAGGUCAUGUCCGCCAACUGUUGGGCCAAGUGCGUCUUCGAUCAUUACAAAUUUAUGGUGAACGAUUCGCUCGACAUGCUGGCCGUGCGCAGUCAUUUUCGGACCGUGCACAAGCUGGAUCCCGAGUACGAGACGGAGAUGUUGGAUGCAUUCGAGAAAUGCCAUUCGAAAUCUGAGGAGGCCACGGCGGAGUUUCUAUCGAUGCCAAUUGUGCGCGCCUUCAGUACCGCAAAGUACUGCAAGCCCAUGUCCAGCAUUAUACUGUCCUGCGUGAUCAAGAACUUUUUCCAUAACUGCCCCAGAAGCCGUUGGUCCAACACCACGGAGUGCGCGGAGACCUUGGCCUUCUCCAAGAAGUGCAAGGAUGUGCUAACCACCAUGUGAAGGAUGUCCAUAGACUUCUAAGCAUAUAAAUCUUUAUAGAAUUGUAUAACGAUCUUUAUAAGAGGAAUUAAAUGAACAAAGCAGCA
Messenger RNA from Drosophila virilis, 746 nucleotides. It is a transcript of the gene Obp58b, whose product is annotated as Odorant-binding protein 58b. Gene Ontology annotation, molecular function: odorant binding. Lineage: Eukaryota; Metazoa; Arthropoda; Insecta; Diptera; Drosophilidae. The record is from RefSeq and is a predicted model, not a curated record.